UCAGAACUCUUCCGUUGCAGUUCGCGCGCAGGUAUCGAGUCCGCCGCGGAUACGAAAGCUCGUGAACGUGCCGGCGGUCAAUGCGAUCGGACAGUUGAAUAGUUAACAAUUAUACAGAACAGAUCUGUGUAUAGAUCGUGACGUACGACAUCAAUAAUAAUUGUCGUGUCUGCGCGUAUACGCGAUUCCGCUGUACACGUGGAGGGAUCAAGCGCGGUUUGCAUAAUAUACAUACAACUCGUACAUGGGACGAACGUUACCGAUCCCGGUGUACUGCCGGGUGUGUGGCGAUAAGUCAUUUGGAAAACACUAUGGCGUUUACUGCUGCGAUGGUUGUUCCUGUUUUUUCAAGCGGAGUGUCAGGCGGAGGAUCGUAUACACAUGUAUCGCUGGCACGGGUCAGUGUAUUGUGGACAAGGCUAGAAGAAAUUGGUGCCCGUUUUGUAGACUUCAAAAGUGUAUGAGGGUCAACAUGAACGUUUCUGCUGUUCAAGACGAACGAGGUCCGAGAAAAUCUAAGAUGCCUAAAAUACCUGAAAUCAACACCGUUGUGCCAAAAAACUGGAAAACAAGAAAUGAAUAUAUAUACGAAAUUGGUGCUCAAAUAUUUUUAACGAGUCUCAGACAAUGUAGAUUCAAUGAAUCAAUAGCUAUAUUACCAAAAGCUGACCAAAAUGAAAUACUCAAUAAAACGUGGCAUCAAUCCUUCGUGCUAAUGGCGGCGUUUUGGCCGACAAACCUCAUAACACUUUUAUCCGGAUCAAACUCAAGUGUCGAACGUAUAGUCGCCACGUUAAUAGCCAGUCACCGGGCGAUGAGACUCGAUUCAGUCGAAUACAAUUUAGUGCUUACCCUCGUCUUAUGUCGACCCGAUCUAUGCGGUUCAGCUGAGUUCAGAAACGACUUGAACACCAUUGGAACAAACGCUAAGGACGCUCUGAUGAAACACGCUGCGUUCAAGUCACCGACUAGAUACUACGGAAUAUUGGCCUGUAUACUUUCCGUCACUGAAGACUUGGCGGGAUACAUAAAAAUAAUUUUUUUCGAACCAUCCGUCAGAAAUGUACCGAUGAAUCACCUAGUGUCGGUCAUUACUUAGACGCUUUACGAUUUAUCUAUUUUCUAGUCAGCUUCUACAGUUCUAUACACAAACAAAUAAACAUUACACAUAUGUUAUAUUUUAAUAUUUAAUAUUUUAAUGUCUGCGAAACAUUAGUAACCGCUCAACAUGUAAAUAGAUAACAAUAAAAGAACACUAUAAUUAUAUAAUAGAUAAACUUUAUAUUCUUUAGUCUUUGUUUAAAAACUGAGCAAGUCACUUGGUUUUUGUAACACAUAUAUAGUAAAAUACCGUAAACCUGCAACUUAUAUUUGCU
Rhopalosiphum padi (bird cherry-oat aphid) is the source of this 1376-nucleotide messenger RNA. It is a transcript of the gene Hr83, whose product is annotated as nuclear receptor subfamily 2 group E member 1. Gene Ontology annotation, molecular function: nuclear receptor activity; zinc ion binding; RNA polymerase II cis-regulatory region sequence-specific DNA binding. NCBI's taxonomy places the organism in Eukaryota, Metazoa, Arthropoda, Insecta, Hemiptera, Aphididae. The transcript is spliced from 7 exons. The record is from RefSeq and is a predicted model, not a curated record. Gene Ontology annotation, biological process: anatomical structure development; regulation of transcription by RNA polymerase II; cell differentiation. Bases 245 to 1099 code for a protein of 284 amino acids.